AAACCACAUGAUGACACAUUUGUGGAUGUCUUCAUUAGUACUUUGGAAGGUAACUGGGUUGUUUCUUACUAUACUUUUCAUAUACACAGUAUACCCGAAAGAGAGAACUGUACUCUUGUGCAGAAGUGUACUAUUUCUGCAUAAGGAUUACAUAUACGAAAAACAUCCAGCAUAAAUUUAGAAGGGGACAUUUCAGCACGCAUAUCCAGCGAAGAACAAAGAACAAGAAGAAUCUGCUCAUUUCAUUUUUUGCUAGAAGAAGUGGUAUAUGGAGAAAGUGACUCCCCCCCCCCUUUUUUUCCCCACAACGCUUCGUUUAUCUAACUGUACAUAUUUGUCUGUUGUUCUACCAUCAAAAUUAUAGGAGCUACUUUUUUUCAGUAAUCCAUUUGAAGAGGAGCAAAUGGAUUUCGAAGAUAACAAUACAGAGAGUAUUGAGUUUGAAUAUGCUGAUAUCAGUACUCUUAUGGAUCAAUUGUGCCACAAAGAGGACGUAGCAAAAGUUGGAUCCAUCGUUGUCCCAUUAUUCUUCAGCAUCGUGGUCUUGCUCAGUCUCAUUGGUAACAUCUUGGUUCUUGUGAUUCUCGCAUACUUUGAGAAUAUCAAAUCAUUGACCAACAUCUUCAUACUGAACUUGGCCGUGUCAGACCUGCUGUUCACUGUCGGACUGCCGUUCUGGGCUUGUUACUACAUCUGGGGUUGGACUCUUGGAGAUGCAGCUUGCAAAGCUGUCUGCUUCGUCUUCUACGCUGGUUUUUACAGCAGCAUUGUGUUCCUGAUGCUGAUGACCAUUCAGCGCUACAUGGCCGUGGUGUACCCUCUCUCGGACUGGGAAAAAGGACAGGGUUUUGCACUAAUCCCUAUCCUCGGCUGGGUGGUGAGCAUCGCAGUGGCAUUGCCAGCCCCACUCUACAGCUCUGCAAUGCCUGAUCCAGCAGAUGCUUCAGAACUCUACUGUGAGUAUAAUUCCUUUCAGGCAGACCUUGCGCUUACGUACGAACAGAACUCUUUUUUUGUUUGCGCCUUUUUGAUCAUGGGUUUUUGCUAUGUAAGAAUUCUGCAGACCAUCUUCAAGACGCGAACGAACAAGAGACACCGUACUAUCAGACUCAUCUUCUGCAUCGUAGUCGUGUUCUAUAUUGGUUGGGCUCCUUAUAACCUGGUGAUUUUUUUACAAACGUUAACCCAUCUUAAGGUCAAGUUUUUCAUAGACUGCGAUGUCACGCAUCAUCUUGACUAUGCUGAAUACGUCAGUAAACUGCUGGCAUUUUCUCACUGCUGCCUUAAUCCCGUGCUUUAUGUUUUCGUUGGUGUGAAAUUCAGAAAUUAUCUAAAGGAGAUUCUGCAGAAGAUUUUUCAAAGGCCACUCAACACGAGUACACCACAAACACGAACUGCUAACGCUCAGUCCCUGGGCUCCUUGUACUGAUACUGCAACAACUGCAGAAGCAGUUAUUGAGCUGUCUGAUUCAUUGUAAAUAUGUUUAUAAAUGAUUUGUGCAUUUAUUUGUACAAUACUGAAAUAGAUGUACAUUAAGGCAUUUUUUUAAAAUGAUGGACAAAGAUUGGGGUUCUGUGAAUCCCAUCAAUGUACUUUUUGGUUUGUUUAAAAA
This is a messenger RNA of Pangasianodon hypophthalmus (striped catfish), 1613 nucleotides long. Its product is annotated as chemokine XC receptor 1-like. Gene Ontology annotation, molecular function: chemokine receptor activity. Bases 404 to 1429 code for a protein of 341 amino acids. NCBI's taxonomy places the organism in Eukaryota, Metazoa, Chordata, Actinopteri, Siluriformes, Pangasiidae. The transcript is spliced from 3 exons. The record is from RefSeq and is a predicted model, not a curated record. Gene Ontology annotation, biological process: immune response; chemotaxis; G protein-coupled receptor signaling pathway. Gene Ontology annotation, cellular component: membrane.